UGUCUGAUGGAGAAUCGAAUUUUUCUGAAGGGGAUUCUCCUUGGGGUGAUUUUGUCGCUAGCACUUCCGGUGUGGAUCAGAGGUUCUAAUAUCCAACCAGGUAACAAGAAAGACACAUGGUCAGCGUGGCUGUCGUGUAGUGAAUCUUGUGACGGUGGACUGCAAUCUAGGGCCCGGGAUGUGUGUCCACCUGAACUCGAGAACACCUGUACAGUAAUCGAGAGUCGUAGAUGUAACGAAUUUUCUUGCGAUGAAAUACCAAGUUCAUCAUCGCCACGUUCCAUAGUAACAACCUCUUUGGGCACCAGUGCGCAUGCCCAGAAGAAGUUUCUGACGAGUUCUUCAUCUGUUCCUUUCACAACUCGACCUGGUUUUGAACGACGCCUCGCUUCAAUGCUCCGACAUAGACAUGAUUUGGCAUGCUUUUGAGGCACGCAGGCAGUGCAGUGUGUAGCUGGGUGUGUAGGUCUUAAUGUACUUUGAUUUGAAAGACAAACAUAUAGUGGAAUUCAAUUAUAAGUUAUUGAAUAACAUAUCAUGUAAUACUGCAUAUAUUAGCAAAUGGAAAAAGAUGUAAAAAAUGAAUGUACGCAUUGUAAGCAAUUUGAGACUAUAAAA
Molecule: messenger RNA, 618 nt
Organism: Ostrea edulis (European flat oyster)
Lineage: Eukaryota; Metazoa; Mollusca; Bivalvia; Ostreida; Ostreidae
Exons: 4
Coding region: 7-429 (140 amino acids)
Source: RefSeq, a predicted model, not a curated record